CAACAAUCAAAAGCAGAAGGCCUCGCCCCACACUUUGGUAUCUGUAUAGACCCACAACCUUAGUCAAUAUCUUUGGGGUACGUCAGAGCUGGACCAUUUUCGGUCGCUUACAAGACCACACAUCAAAGGACGUCAAGAUCCACUCCACUUCGACCUUUCUCCACCUCUGACAUUCUGUAGCCAGGACAGAACGCGUCAGAGAUAGCGCAUCUUGAACAGAUAUACAACCUCCCAUCCUCCCCAGGCCUAGGUCAAUCUUUGUAAAAAAAAAGAGAGAAAGAAAGAAAAUGCCAAUCGAUGCCGCUUUCGCCGGGCUCUUCGCCACAGGCUUAACCAAAGCUCUGGAUACGCAAAUUGGAGAAAAACUCUGCCAUCAUCUCGGCAAUGCCACCAUCAAGGACGAAGAGGCUUACAGGAAACAAAAAAAGUCCAGGGAAGAAAAACGACAUUCUUCCAGUUCGUACGCGUCCGAAUCCUCUCGACAUUCUUCCGACCACGAUCGAAGAAGAUCACUAGAUGAUGCUGCUCCUCGACGUCGUCCCGCUCCUGCCGAGUUGAAGAGACACUCGUCUUCGUACUACAAUCCCGAGCAACGUGGUUCGCGCAGGACGGGCUCGAGGAGGAAGCACCGUCGGCCGAGAAGAAUCUCGGAUGCGGAGUUGGACGACAUGGCGGAAGAGGAGCUGCUCAGGGAAGAGAGCCGUGCUGCACAUGAAGAGAAGAUGGAGAGCUUUCGAGAGGCGAAGAAGAGUUACGAGCCUUGAGUUUCAUCAUGAUGAGUAGCGAGCUGGGCUGCUGGGAUGAGAUGGGCGCAAAUGAUGAUGAUGAUGAGAUCGUCAAUCGGAAGAACGAAUGAUGACGAAUGGUUGGAAACGUGGAAUGAUUGAUGUGCUUGGGGUGGAAUGAAAUGGUUGUCUCAAGCCGGGCGAAAAUAGGACCAUCUACAACAGUACUUAUGACAGAAGGAGCCCCACAUGUAUCAGAUAUCAGGAAUCAGGAAUCAAGUAUCAGAGUCGAUGUUAAAGAAUAAAGUAAAGAAAAAAAAAGAGAGAGUCAAUCAAUACUCACAACAGAAAAGCAAAGAAUUACACCCCAAACGGUAAUUUGUCCAGCAUCCAGGGGGGAGGAGAGAGGAGAGCCUGAGCUCCCCAUGGCUUUACAGGUAUCUACCCUACUUACCACGUUGUACGGAGUGUAUACAUUACUAC
Messenger RNA from Sphaerulina musiva SO2202, 1208 nucleotides. RefSeq lists its product as uncharacterized. The record is from RefSeq and is a predicted model, not a curated record. Lineage: Eukaryota; Fungi; Ascomycota; Dothideomycetes; Mycosphaerellales; Mycosphaerellaceae. The transcript has a single exon. Bases 288 to 764 code for a protein of 158 amino acids.